Molecule: messenger RNA, 2235 nt
Organism: Hibiscus syriacus
Lineage: Eukaryota; Viridiplantae; Streptophyta; Magnoliopsida; Malvales; Malvaceae
Exons: 11
Coding region: 217-2127 (636 amino acids)
Source: RefSeq, a predicted model, not a curated record
GGGUGGGAACACGAAGAAGUCAAGAAAGAGCAGAUUCCAGGGUAGAAACCAUAUACGUAGGCGACUUGAUUUUUUAUAAGCUCUAGUACUCAAUUAAUGAAAGCACUGCGAAGUUGAAAGAAGAAACAUAAACAAAGAGGAGAAGAAGAAGUUUGGGGGAUAUUUGUUCUGCAAUUUUGGAAACUGAAUCGAGCAUCUUUUUUGAGGUAGAAGAAAAUGAAGACUUCUUUCAGAAGACUGCGAGGGUUAGCACAUCACAAGCACGACGGUGAAGCCAAGGAGCGAGCAGAUAUUUUAGCUUUGCCUCAACUCGACGAGCUCGCUCAAGCUUCCCAGGAUAUGCAGGAUAUAAGAGAUUGCUAUGACAACUUACUUGCUGCAGCUGCAGCAACUGCGAAUUGUGCUUACGAAUUCUCAGAAUCAUUGCGUGAUAUGGGGAGUUGUCUUCUUGCGAAAACUGCAUUGAAUGAUGAUGAAGAAAGUGGCAAAGUAUUACUAAUGCUUGGAAAAGUACAGUUCAAACUCCAGAAACUUAUUGACAGCUAUCGGUCUCAUAUAACCAAGACAAUCACAGUCCCAUCAGAGUCUCUUCUUAAUGAACUUCGAGUAGUUGAGGAAAUGAAGAGACAAUGUGAUGAAAAAAGAGAUGUGUACGAGUACAUGGCAAUGAGACACAAAGAAAAAGGAAAAUCAAAAGGUCGGAAAGGUGAGAACUUUUCCAGGCAGCAAUUACAAGUAGCACAUGAUAAAUAUGAUGAAGAGGCAACUUUAUUUGUUUUCCGAUUGAAAUCUCUAAAGCAAGGACAAUCAAGAAGCCUUCUUACGCAAGCAGCACGGCACCAUGCUACUCAGCUGAACCUUUUUAAGAAGGCCCUUAAGUCUCUUGAAGAAGUGGAGCCACAUGUGCAGAAGAUCACUGAGCAGCAGCAUAUUGAUUAUCACUUCAGUGGACUUGAAGAUGAUGGGGACGAUGGUGAUUAUGAUGAAUUUUAUAAAAAUGAUGAUGACGAUGAGGAUGAUAAUGAGCUGAGCUUUGACUAUAGACAAAAUGAUCAAGAUCAUAACAUGAUCCCUGCUUCACGGCACUCCAUGGAGUUGGAUGAAGUAUGCCUUAAAUUUCCCCAAGUUGCAAAGGAAAAUCCAGAAAGAACCCAUCGUCAUUCUUUUUCAUUUGGAGAGGAAAGAAGGAAUAUCAGCCAAUCAGCCCCUCUUUUUGCUGAGAAUAAAUCUGAGUCCUCUGUGAAAAUUCAACCAUUACCAGCACAGAAGUUCAGCUCAUAUGUAUUACCUACACCAGUUGCUAAACAAGGCUCUAUUGGGUUAGGUAAUCCAGCUCCUCAAUCUUUCAAGACAAGUUUGAAUGAGUCUUCGAACAAUUUGUGGCAUUCAUCUCCUCUUGAACUUAAGAAAUAUGAGAGGAUUUCAGGAGAUGUAAAAAUUUCUGGAUCUGCUGUUAUAAACGCAGAGGUAGUACUGGGAGAGAGCAAUAAUCCUGCUUCGCCAACUCAACUACCCCCUCCUUUGGUUGAUAAGUUUUUAUUUUCACAAGUUAGUCCAACUGCUGCUUCUGAUUCCAAGAAAAUUAAAAGACAAGCCUUCUCUAGUCCAUUGAGAAGUAAACCAUCGCCCAGCAAACCAGUUUCAGUGGAACAUCCUCAAUUGUUCUCUGGGCCAAUUUUGAGAACUCCAAUGUCUCACAUGCAUGGAGUAUCCCCAAAAACAUCACCAAAUACUUCCCCUACAUUUGUGUCCACGCCUAAAAUUAGCGAGCUUCAUGAACUUCCUAGACCCCCAACCACUUCAGCUUCCAAGUCUUCAAGACCUUCAGGCUUGGUUGGUUAUUCAGCCCCCUUGAUGCCUAGAGGUCAAGCGUUCCCUGCAACAAAUAAAUCAGCAGUGUCAAAAACUGCCUCUCCACUGCCAAAACCUCCAGACGUUGUAACUCGCAGUUUCUCCAUACCCUCAUUCGGUCAUAGAGUGAUGUCAUUACCUGUUGUGUCCAAACCUCCGGAAACAGCUAUCAGUUCAGGGAUGUCUCAAGAUCUUGCCUCACCUCCUUUGACACCGGUAUCUUUAUCACGAAUCCAUCCAUCAUCAACUAAUUUGAAGACCACUGAUAGGAACUGAUUGGUUAUAUAUCUAAUUCUAGUACUGAUUUCAUUCCUAACUCAUGGGGGCCACGAUUGUCGUUAUCGUGACAUGCAGGUCCAGAUAUGUGCAUAUAUUCUUUGUCUA